CGAAUCUUCUUUGACUCGAUCCCGUUCGGAUUCAACCGAUUCCAACUGGAUAAACCGUAUUGCUAAAUGCGUGCACUUAUGCCGGAGUAGCAAAGGACGUUGCCGCAAACGUUACGAUGUCAUAGUGUCGAGUCAGGGGAACGUGUGGUAUCGAUAGGUUCAUGCGUAUCUUUGAAAUGCCGUGAAUUUCGUGAUUUGUACAGCUAACCCUGUCCCCUUGUUGAUGGCAUAGUGACCGAUGGAUAAUUAUGCACUCCCGUACAAAUCAGUACAGCGUUAUAUAGUUCCGCUUAAACUUACGCUUGACAUCGGAUAAAAUUUGAAACAAACCCACUUUUUACCAAGUGUACAACAGAGAAUGUGUGUUCAAUGGAGUAUCUAAAAACCGAGGCCGAACAAAGCAUUGACGGGUGUUCCUCUUGAUUCCGUUAUUGCCUAUGGCGACAUACGCUGCUUACCCUCAACCUGGUGGCUCGGAAGACUACGAGGACGACGGCAAUUUUGUUUCAGGAAGCUAUGGUAGCGGGCCUUCGAAGCCUUCAGAUGCACAUCAUGAGCGAGGUGAACCAUCUUUCGGCGGUAUAGGAAACACCGGUGGUGCUAGUCCACGUGACGGAAGCGAUUCCAGAGGUGCUGGACCUGGCGCCCUCCAUGGACAUGGGGAUUAUGAACAACAUCAUGGCGACGAAGUGGGUGGAGGCGAGAACUAUGAUGUGGCCGAAGAGUGGAGACCAUACGCUUUUUCGUACAGCGCACACGACGCUGAAGGCAGCCAUUUACAUCAACAACAAGCCGAUUCGAAGAAUCGCGUAACCGGGCAGUACUCGAUAAUGAUGGCUGACGGACGUAUGCGUGUUGUGAAGUAUAUUGCAGAUGAAAAUGGUUUCCGUGCUGAGAUUGUUACCAACGAGCAGGGUACCGAAUCUAAAAAUCCCGCUGAUGUCACAAUUCAAUCUACCGCGCCCACAGGGGAGGAGGCGUCCAAACAGUUUGGCUCUGCUGGACCGAACAACCGUUUUGACCAGCGCCCACAAUCCCCUCAGCAAGGCGGUCACCAUCAAACAGGUGAAAACUCAGGACUUGUUGACACCUCUGAACCGGGUCAUCACAGGGGUCAUUAUGGAGACACCCAGGACUUUAAUAGCCACUCCGGCAAACAGGCGGGAGGUCAUGGCGGAUAUAACCAAGGCAAACAUGACAGUUAUUCGGACAUGCAAAGUUAUUUGAAAGACAACAGUCAAAGAUAUGUGGACCACGACGGGCAGGCAGGUUACUCAAAAGGCCAAAGUGAAUUCCAGUCGUCAGGGUACUCCAGCCAGUCCUCUAGUGAAUACUCGUCCCAGCAGGACUAUAGCCAGCCUUCACCAGCGGAUUACGGAGGUGCACCACUUAGUGGCACAGCCGGUGAUGGCUCUGGAAGCUUUGGGAACGAUAUCUCCGAUUUUGAAGGUUAUAGCCACCACACAGAUACUGGUUACUAUUCAGGAACUGGCUCGAGGCCCAGUGAAGGUUCAAAGGGAUCUCGCCAGAAAAACAAGGCCUCAUACGGUUAAAUAACGCCGUUUCUGACAUUAUAUCUCAGUAUAUUAUCCAUUAAGAGAAAUCUUGUCUCAUCCACUGCUAUUGGAACAAUGUCUUAGCCCCACUCUAGCCAUUGGUCAACGUUCACUUUCCCUACUGUUAAAAAUAUUGUUGAGGCCAGGAUUGCCUGAUACUAUCAAAUGUUGUCACUGAUGGCGACCGUCUCAAUCGUUGUGAGCAACUCGAACCUCGGAUCGCGCAGAACAUAAACAGCGCUCGUCUGCCGUAUCCAUGAUGUGUUAUAGUGUUCUGACCACUCCUUUGAUCAUUUCAUCGCUGGAUGAAAUGCUGUUAAUCAUCUAAUCUACGUAUUUAUUCGUGUACACAGUUUUCCCUAUAUCAAUGUAAACAAUGUGUAAAUGCAUUUGAUACCGAAUAAAGUA
This is a messenger RNA of Varroa destructor (honeybee mite), 1964 nucleotides long. RefSeq lists its product as uncharacterized. NCBI's taxonomy places the organism in Eukaryota, Metazoa, Arthropoda, Arachnida, Mesostigmata, Varroidae. Gene Ontology annotation, cellular component: extracellular matrix. The record is from RefSeq and is a predicted model, not a curated record.